Molecule: messenger RNA, 1548 nt
Organism: Nicotiana tabacum (common tobacco)
Lineage: Eukaryota; Viridiplantae; Streptophyta; Magnoliopsida; Solanales; Solanaceae
Source: RefSeq, a predicted model, not a curated record
GCCGGUGAAGGGAAAGAUUUGGGAAUCAACAUUGCAUAAGGUAUAGCUGAGCUACCGCUUAAUUCUCAAUUGAAAUUGUUGUUCAGUCUAUAUUUGCAGUUAAUUGAAUGCUGCAAAGAUAUCUGAAAGUUGCAUUCUUUGUGUUAUGAUGUCGCAAAAUAUUUGCUUGGACGGGCGUGGCAGGCCACUAUGGCACGACGUCGGCCGUGGGAGGUCAUUAUGGGCCGAAGCCGGCUGUGGCAUGCCUAUGUCAAUGGUACGAAGUCGGGCGUGGCAGGCCACUAUGGCAUGAGUCGGGCGUGGCGGCCACUAUGGGCCGUGGCAGGCCGCUAUGGCACGAUUUCGGCUGUGCCAGGCAUCUAUGGCACAACGGUGGCUUAAGUAAGAGCCUAGGAGGUACGGCUUAAUCCAAUAGAUUCUUUCUCCCUAGAUCUAUAGUCAUGUUGUUCCUAGAAGCCUGAUUUAUUUGGUUCAACCGUACCUAGUAUUUUCGAGACGUGGUGUAGAUACAUAAAUAAAAUUCCAAAUCCAUAAUUUUUGAAAGUGCAGUGGAUUCAAUGGUAGGAACUUAAAGUUUGAACCCUGAAGUUCAAAUUUUGGAUCUACCUCUGCUUAGAGGAGGUGUUGGCUGAUUGAUAUUGUAGUAGCAGUUUAUGUUAAGCUGAGUGCAGAUGAAGGUCAAGCACAGUGGCAUAGCUACAUACAAUGAAAGAUGGGGGUCCGAAGCUAAGGAAAUGGUAUGGGGCACCUGACCUCCUUCCAAAAGAUGGAUCCAUUUCAGAAGAAAAUGCGUCUUCUGAAGAAGAUGAAGUCAGGGAUGCAGUUUUAGUUACCGAUGGAGAUAAUGAGAUUGGUCAGAUGGUUAUAUUAUCUUUGAUAAUCAAACGAGCUCGGAUCAAAGCUCUGGUAAAGGAUAAGCGGGUUGCCAUGGAAGCUUUUGGUACUUAUGUUGAGCCAAUAGCAGGUGAUACAAAGGACAGGUCAUUGCUAAAGAAGGCUUUAAGUGGUGUUCGUGCAGUGAUAUGCCCAAAUGAAGGUUUUAUAUCAGAUAUAGAGAGUUGGAAAGGUUUACAACAUGUGAUCCUAUUAUCUCAGCUGUCUGUUUAUAGAGGUUCUAGUGGGGUUCAAGCAAUUGUUACUGCCAAUGCAAGGAAACUGGCAGAACAAGAUGAAUCACUGGUUAUGGCUUCGGGUGUCCCUUACACUAUUAUUAGAGCUGGCUUAUUAGUAAAUGCACCGGGUGGAAAUCAAGGUUUUAACUUUAAAGAGGGAUGUGCAUCACAAGGAAAGCUGAGCAAGGAGGAUGCUGCUUUCAUCUGUGUAGAGGCCCUUGACACAGUACCACAGACAGGACUGAUAUUUGAGGUGGUCAAUGGUGAGGACAAGGUCAUGGAUUGGAAAGAGUGCUUCGCAACCUUGAUAGAGAAAUCGGAGCUGUAAUUUGUUUGGAUCCAAAAUUGGUACAUUCUUUUUUCUUGACUACAAUGUACACAUUAUCAUGUUUGAGAUAAUUCAUCAUAAUAUAAUGAAGCUGAAAUUUUCGAUUCA